AUGCCUACAUCCAAUAAAAAGCUUGUCCUUUUGACAGGUGCAACAGGAUUCAUCGGCUUCCAAACGCUCCUGGAUGCCCUCAAAGCUGGAUUCCGAGUGCGAUGCGCAGUUCGCAGUGAAGCAAAAGGGGAGACUCUCCUAUCAAAGCCAGCAUUACAACCGCUAUUACAAGCCGACAACCAAGCACCACCCGUGGAAAUUGUCGUCGUGCCAGACCAGGCUGCUCCGAGGGCCUUUCAUGAAGCCAUAGUGGGAAUAAGCUACGUGAUCCACAUCGCAUCUCCUCUCCCAUCGACUCAACCGAACGGCCACCUCGAUGCGGAGGCCAACUUCCUAGCCCCCGCCAGGCGGGCGACUCUCGAAAUGCUUGAAGCCGCUGCGAUAACCACCUCCAUCGAACGCGUCGUCAUCACCAGUUCGGUCGCGGCAUUUGUGUCGCCGAAAAUCUUUAUGGGACUGGUACGCCAAGAUCCACAGCAUCCCUUCACUCCUACCAGCCGGGCGCCAUUGAUGACACCGCCUUUCCCGCACGCGGGUGUGGCCUACGUUGCCUCCAAGAUGGCGUCUCUCGAAGCGACCGAGACCUGGGUGAAAGAAACAAACCCCAGGUUCAGUGUCGUCAAUAUCCACCCAUCUUGGGUUAUGGGUCGGGCCGAGUGUGCCGAUGAUGUGGAGAGCUUGUUCAACACCACCAACCGACUGGUCCUCAACGCGAUUGUCAAGGGCGAAAAGUCACAGUAUCCCACCAUGAUGGGUGCUGUUGUUGAUGUUCAUGAUGUUGCUCGUAUGCAGAUCCAGUCAUUGCAGAAGGCAGACAUUGUGCAGCCCGGGAAUUGUCGGAGUUUCAUUGCCAGUACACCCGGUAUUUACGAGGAUAUUCCGGGAAUUAUCCGGAAAAACUUCGCUGGGGAAUGUCAAGACGGUCGCGUUACUGUCUUGGGGGAGCAGGCAUCAUUUCCGCUUCCUAUUGAUUCAUCCUCUACCGAGGUCACUUUCGGGUGGAAAUUUAAAACCCUCGAACAAAUGAUCAACGAUCUGAUCUCGCAGUACAUUGAGCUCCAAUAG
Penicillium cinerascens is the source of this 1065-nucleotide messenger RNA. RefSeq names its product NAD(P)-binding protein. The transcript has a single exon. NCBI's taxonomy places the organism in Eukaryota, Fungi, Ascomycota, Eurotiomycetes, Eurotiales, Aspergillaceae. The record is from RefSeq and is a predicted model, not a curated record. Gene Ontology annotation, molecular function: oxidoreductase activity, acting on the CH-OH group of donors, NAD or NADP as acceptor. Bases 1 to 1065 code for a protein of 354 amino acids.